AAUAAAAAUCAACCCUGACCACUGGGAGGGAUUUUUAGAAGAGCCGUUGAUGUCUUCUCCACACUCGAAUCAGCAUGCCUCCUCCUAUCGCGUCGACACACGGACACGCCGCUAGGGCUACUCUCCGUAGUACGUAGUAGAAGAGGCAGCUUUGUCCGCCGGCCCACUGACUGACAAUCGGCGUGUACUGUACCCAAUGCGAGAAAAGAAGAUGCACCCCACUCCAUGACCUCCGCUUCCUCUUCUUUUUUCUUCCUCCUCCUGCAUCCGAUUGUAUCGAAAUUCGCUAAAUGGGAUUCACCAGCGUUUCCACAGCAACGUGCACUUAUUCGUCAAAUGAGGACGAGCGAGAGGAUUUAUUAACACGUCUCUGAUUUGUGUUGGGCUUCAUCUCAAGAAAAACGGUCUGCACAUGGGGGCUGGCAAGAGCAAGCCCAAGGAACCGGGCCAGCGCUCCAUGAGCGUGGACGGCACCAUCGGGACGGGCUCAGACAGCGGACACUUCCACCACCUGAGCCCCGCCCAGCAGACCCAAACCCCGAACAGGAGUCCUGCGGUGAGCACGGGGCGGCGAGGUUACAAAGGGUACCAGCAUGCGCCUACCAACACCCCUGAGCUUGCUCUCUUCGGAGGAGUCGACCACACGGGCACCGUCACUUCGCCUCAGAGAGGACCUUUGUCAGGAGGUGUCACUACGUUUGUGGCUCUGUAUGAUUAUGAGUCACGGACAGCAUCCGAUCUGACCUUUCGGAAAGGCGACAGACUGCAGAUUGUCAACAACACGAAAAAGUACAGCUUCAGAGAAGGGGACUGGUGGUUGGCUCGCUCCCUGACGACCGGAGAGAGCGGUUACAUCCCCAGCAAUUACGUGGCACCGUCAGACUCCAUCCAGGCGGAAGAGUACGUCCCACCUGAUAUACUGCACUGUAUAGCAAUGCCUUGCCUUUGGAAGCAAACUGUACUACUUCUUCUGUGGCCCACUUUUGGCAGGUGGUAUUUUGGGAAGAUCACUCGGCGAGACUCAGAAAGGAUCCUUUUGAAUUUACAGAACAGACGAGGAACCUUCCUGGUGAGGGAGAGUGAGACGACAAAAGGAGCUUACUGCCUUUCGGUGCUUGAUUAUGACAACACCAAAGGUCUGAAUGUGAAACAUUACAAGAUCAGGAAGCUGGAUAGCGGCGGCUUCUACAUCACGUCCCGCACGCAAUUCACCAGCCUGCAGCAGUUAGUCUUCCAUUAUCGCAAGCAUUCCGAUGGGCUGUGCCACGCCUUGACCGACGUGUGCCCCGUGGCCAAGCCUCAGACGCAGGGUCUGGCUCGAGAUGCCUGGGAGAUCCCUCGAGAGUCCCUCCGGCUUGACCUUAAACUCGGCCAGGGUUGCUUCGGAGAGGUCUGGAUGGGCACGUGGAACGGUACGACACGGGUGGCCAUUAAGACCCUAAAGCCGGGCACUAUGUCACCAGAGGCCUUUCUGCAAGAAGCGCAGGUCAUGAAGAAACUCAGGCAUGAGAAGCUGGUCCAGCUUUACGCCGUGGUGUCCGAGGAACCCAUCUACAUCGUGACCGAAUAUAUGAGCCAAGGCAGCUUACUCGACUUCCUCAAAGGAGAAGCAGGCAAAAUGCUUCGACUGCCUCAGCUGGUGGACAUGGCAGCGCAGAUUGCAGCGGGGAUGGCGUAUGUGGAGAGGAUGAACUACGUGCACAGAGACCUGCGCGCCGCCAACAUCCUGGUGGGAGACAACCUGGUGUGCAAGGUGGCCGACUUUGGCCUUGCGAGACUCAUCGAAGAUAACGAGUACACUGCCAGGCAGGGAGCUAAGUUCCCCAUCAAGUGGACGGCCCCCGAGGCGGCUCUUUAUGGACGCUUCACCAUCAAGUCGGACGUGUGGUCCUUCGGGGUGCUGCUUACAGAGCUGGCCACGAAAGGCCGAGUCCCUUAUCCAGGCAUGGUGAACCGCGAGGUUUUGGACCAGGUGGAGCGCGGCUACCGGAUGCCGUGCCCGUCCGAGUGUCCCGGCUCCCUGCACGAGCUCAUGCUCUCCUGCUGGCGGAAGGACCCGGAAGAGAGGCCCACCUUUGAAUACCUGCAGGGCUUUCUGGAGGACUACUUCACCUCCACGGAACCCCAGUACCAGCCUGGGGAGAACCUAUAGAACCGCGCACACACAGUCACGCACACACACUGCUACGCACAUAUAUACACAAAACACAUACAGUCUGCACUAAACCACCUCAGAAGAAGACAGAAACCUGCAAGGAAGUCUCUGUGCCAUCAUGGACCUGGAGAGGCUUCUUUCUGGACUUUCUGGAGACCUGCAAGUUUGUUCAGGACACACUCAGGCUUUGAGGAGUAAGGCACGAGACUGACGUAAAAGGGUCUCAACACUGCGUCUAAAGGGGAGAGAAAGUCUACUGAAACCAUCCCUCGGUCUUUCGGUACUUUUUUUUCCACCCGCAAAAGGCACUGGAAGAGCAGGCAACUUUUGUCCGGAAUCACGUCUGGUGUUGGGACAAAGUGGUCCCGGUAAUUUUGCCAUAAUUGGGGUGGAAAAUUGCUCUGAAGUUGUCAAUUUGGGGAGUUUUUUAAUAAUUCCAAAUUGGAACGUUUCCAUGGGUAUUGUAUUAUGAUAAUCAACCGGAAAUUGAGGGUAGUUUCAUGGAAAUGUAUCACAUUCAACUGAGCAUAAAUAUCAACUUUUUUUUCUGUCUUAAGCAGACAUUCAAACUGAUUGCUGUCAACAACAGCCACCGUACUGGAGUUGCUCAAAUGGUUGUUUUCACCUGACUUCGGGGCAGCGUGUUUGAAGCUCGCUUGCAAAACAAAGCAAAAAAAAAAAAAUCAAUCAAAAAUAAACCAUCAAUUUAGUAAAUCCCUUACUUAUUGCCAUGAGAGUUUCCAAAUGUGGAAAUUCCCAGCAUUUUGCAAGCCUAGCCAUAACAAAAGGUGUUAGUGUGAAAGGCGGGACAGAAGUGUGAAGUUUGGAAAACACUUCACGCAGCCUGUUUUGUCAAAAGCAAUCGUUAAGCGCUGACGUCAUUUCAUAUUUUGUUUGAGAAAGCACACCCAGACUUUUCGGGUUCUGUGUGAAAAUUCAGUUCCGGCUCAGGUGAGUCAUUUUGCGGACCAUCCCUUGGCCAUUUUGUGGGGUCUCUGAGUGAAAGUGAUUUCACUACCGUGUGACCUUUCAAAGUUUUCAAUGCAGUGCUGCUGAGUCUUCAACCUCCUUCAUAUUUACACGGAAAUGAUCGCAAUCAUGAUAAUCAGUAGGCGUACUUGCUUGAACCAAAAUGUCUCAGUCGGGUUCUGUUCAAAUCGGGCCAAGACAAAAGACAAUAGCAAGCAUUUUGGCCAUAGGUGUCCCGUCCACCGUCACCGCCCACACAUACAGGACAGGUGUUUUGGUGUACUUUCACGAGGAUCAGAUGUAAUUGUUGUGUUCGUAACAGUGCUACAGAUUUUGACAAGGGCCCAAAACGGUUUCACUUUGAUUUGGAAGACAUGUUUCCAAAUAAAAUACAGCCCGCUGUUUCAUUUGAGCUGUCAUGAUAAUUGGAUGCAUAAGUGGUUGUUUUGCGUAAGGCUCCAAAGUCCAACACUAUCAGGACGCUAGUUGUCCUUUCAAGUCAUUCAAAUUGUGACAAACUAAUCUGAAUUAAUUGAUUCCAGAAGCAAACACUUCCUAGCAUAAAAUCUUCUUACCUCAAAAGGUAAUUUAAAAAAAAAGGAUAAAUUCUUGAAUUCGCCCAAAAUGGACGACUUCCUGUUUAGAUUUGAGCCUGGGUCCUUGAGAGUUUUUUUGUGUGUCCUCUUAAACUACACUUGGUCACUCAAUUCCAUAUCAAUUGCCGAAAGUGGUAUGGAGGGGGGGGGGGGCUUUAGGACUCUGUUGUGCAUUCUGUGAUCAUUGACCAAAGUCAUCAACAAAAGUUUGGAUCACUGGCCAACCUGGUGUUAUCGUGAUACACUUUUUUCCAAACGUUCCAAUUCUCAUCACAGCCACCCACCACCACCACCAGCUUUUGAAGUUAAUCAUUUUGAUGUUGACUUUGGUCGCACCGGAUUCGCUGAUAUUGACUGUCCCCUCUACCCUUUUGGGAUUUUUUGACGUUGCAGGUUCUGCUUUCUAAAAACAACUCGAUAAUGGGCGGCAGUAUGGAAAGUCAUGAGAGCAUUUAUUCCAUAUUCUUGAUAUCCAAGAGCCCUGUGCUAGUACGUUUUUUUUCCAUGCUAGCAAGACAAUACAGUGAUCGUAACACUACCAGGCCCAAGUUGUUGGCAUGUGAAUGCACAAGGAGCAUCCAUAUCAUGGAUGGAAUAAAAACGAAUGCAUGGGAUGCCGUUUGAGCAUUUAUUUGCUUGAUGCCCGUUUAAAAGCACAAGUCCAAUCAUUUGUUCUGUGCGGCCUCGCAAGUAUCAUUCUUUGCAGUCUGAUUCGUGUUGCGUUUGUAGACUACGAAUUAAGCAGCAAAAUCCACUCAUUUUUAGCCAUCUCAGGGGGGUGGCCAUUUUGCCACGAAAAUUCUACGCGUUAACAGUGCUUCACUAGUUGUACAAGUAUCGUUGCCAAUGUUAACUCGUGUUCUGUUUUGUCUUACUAGUUAUGCGCAAUUGUCUUAGUAGUAGUGUUAAGAUACAAUUGUUCUACAAGUGUGCCAUAGUUAUUCUAUUAUUGCACCGACUUGUCCUCGGACAUUAAGUUGGGUAUCGAGGAUAUCAAAUAAAUGCUCAAAUGGUUUUCUAUACAGCGGUGAUACGUUGCCCGUCAUAUUCGUCACUAGUAAUGGCCGCUCGACUGCCGUUCAUGUUCCUCAAACAUUUCUCCAAGUAGCAGAUGGGAUUUCUGUUUAAUACCCGGCCGAGCUCGCGAUGCCGUAAAUGUUGACUGCAUCUGUGCCAAAAGAACUCAACUGCUGUCUGUUUUACUAUGAGAGGGAGCCGACAUAUGCUUUCAAAAUAAAGCCCGAAUCGUACGCUUCCUGUCCCAAGUGCAGAGGAAAUAUUCAAGCAGUAGGCCUCAGUGUGUCAGCAGGAAAUAAGCUGAGAAAAGAAAAAAAAUGUUCUCAUGUCUUGAUUUGGAAAGAAGUUCAGCAUGCUUUUUGUGCUGCAUUUGUACUGUACAUCCUCCUCAACGUGUUUACUUUAAGCUCCGUGGAUACCAUUGACCUGCUUAACGAAGACUUUUUUUUUUUGUACAUCUCAUCCAAAGUAGUCGCACUGUAUAUAGUGUAGCGCUCCAAGGGUUGCUUUUGUACCAUAAUGGCGGAUACGUAUUUAUGUUGGCUGUUACUCACUGCAUUGUUUUGUUUGUUAUUUUGUUUAAUCCGUAGAUAGGAGCAUUUUAGGCUGCCGGCAACCUAAAUGACGACAGAAGCAGCAAUAAGAGUCCACAUACAAACAGGCCUAAACAGACGUUUGACAGUGGAUAUAAAAAUCCUACACACCCCAUUAAAAUCAAUUUUUUUUGUGCUAUAUUAAAAAAUAAAAGUAAAAAGACUAAAUCAUUUCAAAAGUCAUCCACUACCUAUGAACUACAACUUGUACAGCACACCUGAAAGGAAAAAAAUAAUAAUCAUCUUUUCAAAAGAUGAAGUAACAUUAAACAACGAAGAUGCCCAAGUGUGCACACUCUCACAACUGGGAUGUGAAAAUGUUCAGAAGUUAACAUCAAUCACAUUCAAUCUCAUGUUACGUGGGAGUCAACACGCACUGGCCACCAUUUCAAGUGCGUGAUUAACCCUCAAUAAAUAAAGCAAAAAUAUGUCCAGGAAAUGUUAACUUGAACAGCUGAACUUUAUUUUGGUGAAUCAGGAGCGCUUGAAAUGGUGAAAGGUGUAUGAUGACUCCCGUUCAACGGGAGUUUUACUAUUAUUGGUAAUUCUGAACACCACCACAAUUCUGCGUGUGCACUCUUAUACGACCACAUGAUUUUAAUUGUUCGUUUUCACAUCUCGUAGAAGAUUUCAUUGUUCGAUUGAAUUGUACAGGUUAUAUGUCACAUGAAUGGUGGAAAAGGUUUUGAAAUUAUUUAACUCGGUCUUGUUUUUGUUCAGCCACAAAACUUUGGCAUUUGAACCGGGGUGAACUUUUUAUAUCCUCUGUAUAUCAGCGGUGGGCAAACUAUUGCCCACUGUUUAUUCAUUCAAAUUUAAAAGUAAUGAUUAAAAUGUUUAAUAUGGAUUUCAUUCAUUAAUAACAUUAGUUAACAAUACAUUUUCUACAUUAAGUCUGUUUUUUUGUAUUAAAAAUGAGGGGCUACAUUAUUGAUAUAACAAAGAAAAAAUAACAAAUAUCUGAACUCUUUUGACGAAACAAUACAUGACAAAAAAAAAAUCUCAGAAAUGUUGUUGGCCAUCUGAGAACUUUACAAAUAGGCCCAAGGUUGCCCAACCCUGGAAGUAUUUGGACAAGAGCAACAUUUUGAAAUCAUGAGGUCAAAGAUGUAAAUAGCAUUGUCAAUGACUGUGAAUAUCAAGUAAAUACUGUACUACUUUAUUCGACUGAGGUUUUGUUUUUUGUUUUGCUUUUUUUCACAAAAUGUGAUCCCAGGAUGUUUUAAUGAGAUGCUACUGUAUUUUCUUUUUUUUUUUAUUUGACCCAUAUAAAACAACAUAAAUUGGGCUUGACGUGUAUUUUCAAGAACAGUGUUUUAUUUGUAUUCUUUGUUUUGUUGGUGUGUGUGUGUGUGUGUGUGUGUGCGUGUGUGUGUGUGUGUGUGUGUAAAUCCCCACUGUCUAAUUUAACAAUACAGUAUGCGCCCAUGAAGCACAUGAAUAUGUGAUCCUGUGCAGGAGGAAAAAUAGCAGAUUAGUGAAUAAAGCUACGAUCUGUUUGGAAAACAUGUGCCAUGAUUUCAAACAUGUCUCAGUGUUAUAAGUUUGAAUCUUUUUAUUUUAUUUUAUUUUUUUAAGAAAUCUAUGCAGUUCAGGCAGACGUCACAGCCACCACAGAAAGGUGAGAGUUUCAUUUUGUGUGUAUUGAUUGAAAUGGGUAUUAUGCCACUUUCUGUUCUUUAAAUGUGCAAUAAAUUCUAUUUUAAGUGUG
Molecule: messenger RNA, 7041 nt
Organism: Hippocampus zosterae (dwarf seahorse)
Lineage: Eukaryota; Metazoa; Chordata; Actinopteri; Syngnathiformes; Syngnathidae
Product: proto-oncogene tyrosine-protein kinase Src-like
Exons: 12
Coding region: 413-2152 (579 amino acids)
Biological process (GO): osteoclast development; progesterone receptor signaling pathway; innate immune response
Cellular component (GO): extrinsic component of cytoplasmic side of plasma membrane
Molecular function (GO): ATP binding; non-membrane spanning protein tyrosine kinase activity; growth factor receptor binding
Source: RefSeq, a predicted model, not a curated record